Xenopus laevis (African clawed frog) is the source of this 1116-nucleotide messenger RNA. Its product is annotated as CD48 antigen-like. The record is from RefSeq and is a predicted model, not a curated record. The coding region runs from base 181 to 816 and encodes 211 amino acids. The transcript has 4 exons. NCBI's taxonomy places the organism in Eukaryota, Metazoa, Chordata, Amphibia, Anura, Pipidae.
CAUUCCACUGCGCAUGAUGAUUUGCACGGCUUAUAAAAGUGUCCCAGCAGGAGUGCUCCCACCCAAAUCCCUACACAUAGAGUAACCGGUCAGGAAUCCAGGAGUGAGGUGCCAUCAGCUGAACAGAGAGAGAGAUUGGAAAGAGAGAAAAAUAUCUGCUGCCAACAACAUUAUUCCAACAUGAUGAUCCUUUAUCUCCUUUUCAUUUUAUGGACACCUUUUCUCCUGCCAUGUGGAGGAGACAGCCCUCUCCAGGUGACUGCCUAUGUAGGGGAGACUGCCACACUGACACCAGAUCUCCCUUAUGAAUAUUAUAAAGUCUCAUGGACGACUUUUGUCAAGGGGAAAACAAUACUCGUGGCUGAAUGGUCUCAGAAGGAGUACAAUGAAAACCCUUAUUUCCAAAAUCGUCUGGAUGGAUAUGAAUUAACAUUAGAGAUCAGAGAUGUGAGACUCCAAGAUAGUGGCAUCUACACUGAGCUAAUCAUUUUUUUGGAGGAUGGAGAAGUGAGAGACUUUUCAUACAACCUGACCGUGUUGGAGUAUCCCCCUAUCCCUACACCAGUAAUAGAGACGACAUUAGAUGAGGAGUCCACUGAUCUCUGCCAUCUCCAUUGUUCUGUCCCAUCCAACUCCACAAACCUCCGCUAUAUUUGGAUUUACAGCGAUAAAGGCACUGUCACACUAUAUGCAAAUAGCAGCACAAUCAGCGUAUUACUGACGGAUAAGCCAAGGGGGGCACAAUUUCUCUGCUUGGUGCAAAAUCCUUCUUAUAGCAAUGGUAAAUUAGUCUUGUUAUAUCCAUGUGGGGAGUGAUAAACAGAAAUCAGUCAAAGGCAAGUAGGAUCAACAGCAUUACAAGGAAAUGCGGAUCAUCACUAUGUAGUAUUCUCAACCACAACUAACAUCUGCUAACUGAAUCAGACCCUAAUCCCAUUAUAAAUGCUGUGAGCCAGAAUUGAUGCGAUGCCCAUUAUGAAAGUGCCUGCUGCAACUUGCCUGUAAUUUAAAGGGGAUCUAUUGUGAAAAUGAAGAUUUAAUAUAAGCUUCAUCAUACUGAAAUAAGAAACUUUCUAAAUACAAUCAAUUAAAAAUUCUUUACUAUUUCUCUCCCUC